UUUUUUCUUACCGUUACCGUUAUCGUUAUCAAAUUUUGAUAUUGAUAAAAAAGAAAAAGAAGAAAAGAAGAUAAUGCCGUUCCUGAACAACGACAGUCUAAUCGAUGGCCUUGAUAAACGUUUUGAAUUAAUCCAACAAUCUUCGUCGAAUAAUGGUGAAGAAUUUCUUAAUGGAAGCAAUGGCAAACACAGUAAUAGAAAUACAGCUGCGUAUUCGUUCGAAAUGUUGCAGGAAUCUGCACAAUUUUUACUCGAUCGUAUUAAAAUGCGACCAAAAAUAGGAGUAAUAUGUGGUUCUGGUAUGGGGAUAAUUGAGCGAAACGAGUUGUGUCCAGGUACAAUCGCUGAUUCAUUCGUCGACAAGUAUUGUUUCCCGUACGAAGAAAUUCCACAUUUUCCUGUAUCGACAGUACCAGGACACCAUGGACAAAUGGUCUUCGGUUAUCUCGAAGGUGUUCCGAUUAUGUGCAUGCAAGGAAGAUUUCAUUAUUACGAAGGUUAUCCACUUUGGAAGUGUUCAAUGCCUAUCAGAGUGAUGAAGCUUGUUGGAGUAACUCACCUGAUUAUAACAAACGCUGCAGGAGGUAUUAAUCCUGAUUACAAAGUCGGUGACAUUAUGAUAAUGAAGGAUCAUGUGAAUUUGAUGGGUUUUGCUGGUAAUAAUCCUCUUCAAGGACCCAACGAAGAUAGAUUUGGACCAAGGUUUUUACCAAUGAGCAAAGCUUACAAUGCUGAAUUAAUUAAAAUAGCAGAAGAAGUAGCAUCAGAAAUGGAUAUUAGUUAUUUAGUACAUAAAGGUGUAUAUACUUGUUUAGGUGGACCUAAUUUUGAAACGGUUGCUGAAAUUAAUAUGCUUAAAAGGGUUGGAAUCGAUGCCGUUGGUAUGUCAACAGUGCACGAGGUGAUAACAGCGAGACAUUGUGACUUGACAGUUUUUGCAUUUAGCUUAAUCACAAAUUUAUGCGCAACAAAUUACGAGGAUCAUUUUGAAACUGAUCACGAAAAAGUGAUCGAUCUUGGUAACACUAGGCAACCAUUAAUUCAUGAUUUCCUUUCGAGGUUUAUUUUACGUCUCAAGGGCACAUAAUUUAUAACAGAUAUUCUUCUUAUCGUCGAUUUUAAUUCAAUGAUAUUUGUUUUAACAAAAAAUUCAA
Polistes dominula (European paper wasp) is the source of this 1154-nucleotide messenger RNA. RefSeq names its product purine nucleoside phosphorylase. Gene Ontology annotation, biological process: nucleoside metabolic process. The record is from RefSeq and is a predicted model, not a curated record. Gene Ontology annotation, molecular function: purine-nucleoside phosphorylase activity. Lineage: Eukaryota; Metazoa; Arthropoda; Insecta; Hymenoptera; Vespidae. Gene Ontology annotation, cellular component: cytoplasm.